AUGGACGCAAAAUACAGCUUCGCUCUGUUCAUCACUGGCAACCCUGGAACCGGCAAGAGUUUCAUUGCAAACAACCUUGGGGCAAAUUUCAAGUCCGGCUUCUCGUUGGAUGGCACUGGAGUAACAAAAGACGUACUGUGUGAGGAUGUUUGGAUUGAUGGUCAGUUGGUGCUCAUGGUUGAUGCACCAGGCCUGUUUGAGGCGACCCUAGACACGACGAGACGCAAUGCAGAAGAAAUCACCAAAGCGUUACAAAUUGGGCCAACGUAUAAUAUUCCUCUUAGGAUCGGGGUUGUUGUAGCGGAUCACAACGGAAGAAUCCAACACGGGGACCUGCUCUUGAUCAAGAAGAUUCACGAAGCAUUGUCACCCGUGUUCGAGAUCCUUUUGAUUAUCAACCAGGUCAAGAAGCGCAACCUGAAAUAUUAUGCCACACCGCAGUGUAUAGAAACAGUGGUGGAAACAAUCAAGGCCAACACUGGUGCUGAUGUCAGGACCGAUCGUGUGCUUGUUAUCAGAGACUACGAUAAUGAUGAGAAGCCAGACAUACAGCCACUCAUUAAUAUGCUUGAGAGAAUCAAUGCAAAACGAGCGCAAAAUGUCAAUGAUAUUACGGUUACCGAAGAAGAAUACAAGGCUAGUUUCAAGGAGUUCACAAUUUUCACGUUGAGUUCAGCUGUAGGUGCAGCUGCAACUGUAGGUGCAGUUGCAACUGUAGGUGCAGUUGCACUCGCUGUGGGUGAAACUGCUGGUAUGGCUACAUCCGCUGCAUUUGUAGCUUCAGGGCCAGCAGCACUAAUAGCUGGGGUUUCUUACAUUCUCUACAAGAUCUUGAAGGAGCUAUCAGGCAGUGGCGAACAAGCUUUUAUACUGUAA
Molecule: messenger RNA, 876 nt
Organism: Lobosporangium transversale
Lineage: Eukaryota; Fungi; Mortierellomycota; Mortierellomycetes; Mortierellales; Mortierellaceae
Exons: 2
Coding region: 1-876 (291 amino acids)
Molecular function (GO): GTP binding
Source: RefSeq, a predicted model, not a curated record